Pelagomonas calceolata is the source of this 1624-nucleotide messenger RNA. NCBI's taxonomy places the organism in Eukaryota, Pelagophyceae, Pelagomonadales, Pelagomonadaceae. The record is from the annotation of a GenBank genome assembly.
GCUUCGAUGCCAAGAGACAACACUGGCGGCCGCCUCCAGCGGCCUGCUGGAGCCAUCCUUAGGAAUUGAGUUCUGGAAAUAGCAUUCUUAGCAGGCGGUGCCACUUAUCACUUGACGCCGGCCGCUCAAGCCCCACAGGGUUGUAGCACUCCAGCCUGGCCCAAGUUGCACACCGGUCCAACCCGCCGGUGUAGUUCGAGCCAACCUUGUUGAGCACCGCGGAAGCCGGUAAACACCCAGUGCAGAUGGCACUCCGCGCCGCGCGCCGCCUCGCCCGGCGCGGGGCCGCGCCGCUCGCGACGGCGCCGCCGCCCGGUGGCACCAGAGCGGCGCUCUCGACCCGAUCACUCCCCGACUACAACACGCCCGUCGACACUGCAAAAAUAAAACUCAGUAGACCGAAGCCCGUCAAGCGCAAGCCCGCGCGCGGCGACUGGCAGGGGCUGAAAGAUUUAAGAGCUAGAUUAGCCGCGGAGGGCUCGUUGGUCGACGACACGUUAAAUGACAUGAAAAACGACAAGGACUUCCAGCUCACAGCCAAGAAGCUGCGCGAGUCCGGUCAAAGAAAGCUCACGCUCGAGGAGAAGCAGCGGCGGCGGCGGUGCUUGGAAGAGCUCGGCGCUCCCGAAUUCACGGAACAUUUACUCCAACAGGCCGGCUGCGACGGCACGCGCUUCGCGACGGAGGUUUUACAGUUAAACAUCGGCCUGUACUGCAACCAGGCGUGCAACCACUGCCACGUCGAGUCCAGUCCGCGGCGCCACGAGGCCAUGUCCAGCGACGUCGCGGACAAGUGCCUCGAUAUUUUGGUAAAUUCGCCGUCCGUGACGACGUUAGAUAUUACGGGCGGCGCGCCCGAGCUGCAGCCUGAAUUUAGGAGGAUCGUGCGAAGAUGUCGGGAACUGCGGCCCGACGUCGAUAUUAUUGAUCGGUGCAAUCUGACCGUAUUGGCGGAACCGGGCCAGGAGGACUUGGCCGACUUUUUGGCCGAUCAUGCGGUGCACGUCGUCGCGUCGCUGCCUUGCUAUUCGGACAAGAACGUGAACAUGCAGCGGGGCCGAGGCGUCUUCGCGCGGAGCAUCGAAGGCUUACGACGAUUAAAUGAAGUAGGCUACGGACGCGAGCUGAAAUUAGAUCUUGUAUAUAACCCGCUCGGAGCGUUUUUACCACCCCCUCAAGACGCUUUACAAACCAAGUACGCCGAGGAGCUCCAGCAGCACUUCGGCGUGUCGUUCAACGAGUUGUUUACGAUGACGAACAUGCCCAUUAAACGGUUCGCGGACUUCCUGUCGCGUAGAGGGGAGCUCGGCGACUACCUGGACCUACUUGUUAGGAAUUUCAAUCAUGAGACUGCACCAAAUCUCAUGUGCCGGACCACUCUAAGCGUUAAUUGGGACGGCCGGGUCUAUGACUGCGAUUUUAACCAGCAAUUAGAUCUGCCGUUAGGGUCGGGAAAAUCGGUGUUCGACCUGACCUCUACGGAAGACGUUCGUGACGCGCGGAUAAAGUUCGACAACCACUGCUACGGCUGCACGGCCGGCAUGGGAUCCUCCUGACAGGGGACAACGGCCUAGGGCCGUGCUUUGGAAAGCGCUCCGGACCCGCACCAUGACGCGCGGCCGGC